This is a messenger RNA of Zootermopsis nevadensis, 5805 nucleotides long. The record is from RefSeq and is a predicted model, not a curated record. Lineage: Eukaryota; Metazoa; Arthropoda; Insecta; Blattodea; Termopsidae.
CAGGAAAUGUUGUGAUGUUUAAGUUGGCUAUUCGUACGACGUACAACAGAUAUUUUUCGUGCUAUCGACGGGUUGAAGUAUGUGGUUGUUGGGUAAUGCGGCUGAGCAGUUAUAACUACGUGUAAGGCAUUCUACUUGUUACUGAAACUGUUGAAUCAAUGCAGGCUGGAUCAAGAGGUUGUAGAUUUUAUACAAUCUAAGUAAUUAAUUUUGACCAUUGGGUUCACUGCCAAAAUUUACAGCUGUUUAGCACAGAAUUAUUCUUAAAUAUCACGUUAAGUACUGACACAUCAUCCAUAUCUUAAGACUGUACUUGUAAAGAAUGUCUACAUUAUGUAGAAUAAAAUUUAUUAUGGAUUUUAAUGUGGGAUAUCGAAUACACUGCUGAUGAUUUUAAUACUAGGUGGUCAUAUAUUGUUCGUGUUCAAAUAAUAAGAAACCUGGAUCAUGGCAGCUGUUGUGGAUCAGACUCCAACAAAAGCAGAAACAACUUCUAAUAUGUUUUGUGUAACACAAGAUCAGUCAUCAUACCCAGCAGUGGACUACUCUUCUAUAAGAAUGAAGACUGCACUGAUAAGUCCAAAUGAAAAGCAGUUUGACCUUCUGCAACGGCAAUUAAAAGAGAGACUAGAAGAUGGAAGAGGAGAAACCAUCUAUGAUGUUGGUGUUGGUGAAGAUGGCAGUGAAAGUGGCUUGAAACAAGAUGAAUAUGAUGCAUCAGUGGCCACUCUGCAAUCUCUGGGUGCUACCCUGGAAGCAGACUGUAUGUUGCUAAGGCAGAGAAAGGUGGAAGAAGGUGUUACAGGACAAUAUUUAGUGAGACGCAGAGUGGAUCAGCAAGAUUUUCUAGAAAUCAGGGUUGCUGUUGUGGGCAAUGUUGAUGCUGGGAAAUCUACUCUCUUAGGUGUGUUAACACAUGGAGAUUUAGACAAUGGAAGAGGAUAUGCUCGGCAAAGGCUCUUUCGCCACAAACACGAAAUGGAAUCUGGACGCACUAGUUCUGUGGGGAAUGAUAUUUUGGGAUUUGAUAGUCUGGGCCAUGAACGUUAUCUGAAAACCACAGUGUUUGGAAUGACUGGCCAUGCACCUGACUUUGGGAUGCUUAUGGUGGGUGCAAAUGCAGGUAUAGUGGGCAUGACAAAGGAACACCUGGGACUUGCUCUUGCGCUGAGUGUGCCUGUGUUUGUGGUGGUAACAAAAAUUGACAUGUGCCCACCAAAUGUACUGCAGGACACACUGAGACUUCUGAUGCGAAUACUGAAAUCCCCUGGCUGUAGGAAGGUACCUGUUAUGGUUAAAUCCAGUGAUGAUGUGGUCAUCAGUGCUACUAAUUUUGUAUCUGAAAGGCUCUGUCCAAUAUUUCAAGUUUCCAAUGUGACUGGAGAGAAUCUGAACCUUCUGAAAAUAUUUCUCAACCUUCUGACCGCAAGAAUGGUGAGCCGAGAUGAUGAGCCAGCUGAGUUCCAAAUAGAUGACACCUACUCAGUACCUGGUGUAGGAACGGUAGUGUCAGGAACAACCCUGAAGGGUGUGAUUCGUUUGAAUGACACCCUCCUUCUUGGACCUGAUGCACUAGGACACUUCAUACCAAUUGCAGUGAAGAGCAUCCAUAGGAAACGCAUGGUUGUUCGAGAAGUUCGAGGAGGCCAGACUGCCUCAUUUGCUCUGAAGAAGAUCAAGAGGUCACAAAUUAGAAAGGGAAUGGUGAUGGUAUCACCAGCAGUAAAUCCUAGUGCUUGUUGGGAAUUUGAAGGCGAGAUCCUGGUUCUCCAUCAUCCAACAACAAUUAGUUCUCGGUACCAAGCCAUGGUACACUGUGGCAGUAUCCGUCAAACAGCAUCCAUUCUGUCCAUGUCACAAGAAUGUCUGCGCACAGGGGACAAAGCACUUGUUCACUUCCGCUUCAUCAAACAUCCUGAAUACAUCAAGGCAGGCCAAAGAAUGGUUUUCCGUGAGGGACGCACUAAAGCAGUAGGCAAUAUCCUGCGCCUCAUACCGCAGGCCAGUCCGGGCGCUCAGGCAUCACGGUCAAAACCAAAUAAGAUGCAGUCUAAGCAGAACAACAGCUGUGUACAACAGGCUCAACAGAUCCUUCCACAUGCACUUCCUCAAACUGUGCAGCAGGUAAGAAGGCUAUCACCAGUAGGGAAUCCUGAUGCUGAUUCCCCAUUUGAAGUGACAACAGGUAAACGUGAGAACAUGCCUCAGCGUUCAGGACAUAAGACUCGUGGACGAAGGGGCGGGCGUGGCCGCUCCAGUGUGAACAGCAACAGUGGCAGUGCAGUUUCAAAACAGCCUCUUUCAGAACAGAAUCCUGUAGCCACAGCACGUAGUAACAGUAAGGUGUAAGUGCACUGUACUGUGGCUGAGUAAGUGCAGGAGAAAUGAAUAACAUCACUAAAUGGUAAAUUUUCCUUUGGUGUAUAUUUUUAAUGAAUUACGUGAUUUUAACUGAAGAACAUUUUAAUUCUCAACACAGUUAUCCUGCUAUGUCAUUUUAAGGGUGUUCUGAAUAUGUAAUUACAUAUUAUCUACUUUCUUUGUCGAGUAAUUUCCUUUGGGCGACGACUUUUAUUGUGUGCUGGUUUGCUGAUAUUCUAGAGAACAUGAACAUCUCAGUCUUCAAAGUGAAGUCCAAAUAGUAUUCAGUGGCACUGUUGCAUUCUGUAUAGUUUGGUAGCGGAAUUCUCAGACCAGUCCACUACAUCAUAGUAUUCAUCACCCAAAAAUUAAAAUGAGAUUAGCUUUGAACUGCAGUGAAAUCCUGAAGACUCCUACAGAUACCAGAACAGUAUACAGGUGUAAGACAUUGUUAGGAACUGUCAACUGUGAAGUCUGCUGAUUCAGGUUUUUGUUGCUAUACAUAUAUUUUAAGGAGGAAAACAAAUUGUUAGUAGUAGAAAGAAAUUUUUGGAGAUGGUCAUCAACAUUAUCAAGGAAAGACUAUAGAAUUGGUUUAUAAAAUUCUACUUCAGAUAAUGUAAAAAUGAAACAAGUAAUAUGGCAUAGACAUAUUCAAAGAAUGGCAGAUAGCAGGUGGCCUACAGAAGUACUGGAAUGUAUGACAGGAAGGCAAGUGUAAGAAGGAAGGAAUCUGGGAAUCAGCAGCAAAGAGGAGUGGAAGGAGGAUACAGAAAAAUGGCAGUUGAGAUUUAGAAGACGUUAGUGAUACAAAUAAAGCAAUACACAUGUAAAUGCACAUAUUCUGCUGCUGUUGGAGCAGAGCUUGCAGUGUGCACAUUGCAGGUGAUAGGAAUGAUUUGACAUAAGAACGUAAUCUAUAUUUUUCAUCACUUCCAUCUUCUCACUUCCCAUGCAGAUAAAUUUGAGACUUAGUAAUGGUUCUUUGUAACAAGGACUUGAUAACAUAGAAGUGUGUUAAUUUACUGAGGAUUGGCCAAUCCUACCUCUUCCUAAUGGUCAUUAUAUAACCCUUUGCCCUUCCUAAUGUGUGAAUGCAUCUCAUAUUACUGAUUGGUGGUGAAAGCCAAGGCCUUGUCCUCGUGGUUUUCUUGCUCAUAUUGAUAAGAUGUUUGGGUCGAGCUCCAUUAGUCAGGCAGUAAGACAGAGGUCAUAGAUUGAAAUAUGAUAACAGUUAAAUUGAUUUGGUCACUCCACCACUUUCAUAGAGAAUGAUGUAGAAAUGGGUUUCUACUCUGAAGCACAGUCAGUCUGAAAUGGUUUGUGAUCUGUUUAUGACCUUAGAUGGCUCUUCAGUAAUAUGAAAAAUGUCACUUUCACCUAAACAUUAUGAGAACUGUGAUGGUCUUUGUAAAGUACUAGUUUUAUACAAAUUGAGUAUGUUCAGAAAGCUUAGAAUGAGGAUUGUGACUUGGCAGCAGACAAAAAAAAGAUUGUUUAAGGGGUGAUUUGCUUUUAAACAGAAAAUUCGAGGAAAGCCAAUCAAGUGGGAGAUUAAAGGAUCAGGUAUAGGAAACGUAAAAAUUAAUUUUUUGGUGGUGGGGGAGGGGGGAGUGAGAGCAAGUUACUCUUGAUGCAUGUGAAGACUGUGUUAGAAAGUAUCCUCACAUAUUUGAACUCCUCAUCUACAAAAAUGAUAAAGAUUAACUGACUUCAUGGAGCAGUCUUUCUUCAGAAGCUAACGGUCAUUUAGCUAAUAAAAUAUGGAACCUGAAAGUGUAUUCCCAUGUUCGCAGAAGCUUGCCUGCCACCGGUUACUGCCCUGAGCCACAUGAAACCAGUCCACAAUGCAACUCACUUAAUGGAGCAUAGUUCUUGAAAGCUGAUACUCAGCUAGUCAAUAAAUUCUGUACAUCUUAUUGAACCCAUGUGUUCACAACAGCCUCCCCCACCCAAAUUGAUCACCAUGCUAAGCCAUAUUAAUCUGACCCACACCCUCUCCAGCUAUUUCUGUCUGAUCCAUUUUAUUAUCAUUAUUAUCCCAUCUAUGCCUCAGUUUUCUGAGUGGUCUUCUCCCUGCAGACUUUCCAACCAAAAUGUGUUACACAUUUCUCAUCUUGUAAGAUUUGAGGUUUUCACAGUGGUGAGUAUGAAGGUUUCUGUCUUCUGGGUUGCGCUGUGUAAUCUGGUCGAUGUUUACCAAUGUUUCAGAGGUCAUACUGCCUCUGUCAUCAAGGCAAUUCAUUGCCCUGAUGACAGAAACCUUCAUUUCUCAUCUUCUCCAUGCCCUACCCAUUUCAUAGUCCUUGAUUUGAUCAGCCUAAUAUUUGUUAAAAUUACAAAUUAUAGAGCUCUUCACAAGCAGUUUUCUUCAUCCCUCUUAGGGUCAAAUACUAUCCUGAGCACCCUGUACUGAAGCAUGUUGAGUCUGUGUUCUUUAAUGUGAGAAACCAAGUUUCACACUCACAAAACAACAAAAUACUUGUUUCUAGAUAGCAGAAAAGAAGACAAAAGUUUCUCUACAGCAUGGACAAGCAUUCCUCAAAUGUAGUAUGCUCUUCAUUUCUUCAUGAAUAUAAUUUUGAUUUUUUACCAUAUUUCCCAAGUAUGUGACCUUUGCCACAUUUUACCGUAAAAUAAUUUUGUUAUAUAGUCUGGUGAAAAUACAUGAGCAUAUACAUAGUUUUCUCUUAAUUUAUUUCUGAACCAACUUCCUUACCAGCAUCUAAUAGAGCUUCUGUGUUUUCCUUUCUGAUACUUAUGGUUUCUUCCAGUACCACUUGUUUUCUUGGACAUUCCUCAUGGUAUAUUCAAAAGUACAGUUGAAGAGUAAUUAUUUUAAGCCAUCUCCUUGAAGAUGACUGUCUUCUGGGAUGUUGCGCCUAGAUAGAUAUUGACUGACAUUUCAGAGGAGCUUACUGCCUCCAUCAUCGAGGCAGUUUAAACAUUCCAGAAGACAGCCAUCUUCAUGAUAACCAGAAAUUUCAACCUUCUUAUUUCAGAUCAUUCUAAAUAGGAAAUUCAUCAGACAAAUGUUUAUCUAUACAGACCUUACUAUAUGUUUCAUUUAAACACCUUUUUAAUUAGCCUAACUAGUUAACAAAAUUCAUGAGAAUCUGGUAUACUACUGCUGUCUGUAAAUAGGUAUUAUACAGUCUUGUUGUACUACUACUUUUUUCCAGUGUCUAAAAUGCAGAAUAUCUGAUCACUAGUCAGUUUUAUCAAAAUCAGAACUGAUUAUCCCCAGUAAUUUUGUCUUUGUAUGGAAUUUACCUUGAUAAAAAAUGCUGGAUGAUAUUUUGUAUGUAGUUGAUGACAGUGAUAUUCCUCCAUAAUUAAUAUUGGCAGUUUUGUUGCCAUUCUUAUACAUAGGUACAAUAAUAAAUUCCUUCUACUGCUGUGACAGUUUUUUGUAAUUCCAAAUAAAAUUAAUAAGUUUGUUGA